AUGCACCCCUCUUCAACGCCGGACAGCCAAGCAUUAUAUCAUUCGCAAGGUCUACGCCGAUCGCAUCCGUCCUCAUCGUCGCUACAUCUCGGUCAUGAGGCAUUGUCUACGAGUGCUAAGAGUCCGUCUGUCAUUCAGCCUGCUGAGCACCAAGAGCAUGCGCUAUCAGCAGCGUCACCCACGCAUUCAUCUACGUCAAACUUCUCGUUCCAGCCAAGCCCUCCGACACUCUCACUAGAACCUCAAGCCAGCAACGACGACGAUGAUAUCAGCUUUCCGGAUUACGGCGGCGUACGUUUCAAUGAGCGACACGAAGGCUCUGAGGAGUCUCAUUCGAGCGAUGAGCCUGUGGGCUCCACAACCGACACAACAGCGUCUGACUCGCCACUACCCACUCCCACCGUAGCCGACGAUACUGCGAUAAAACAAGAACCGAAGCAGCACGUCGAUUAUCUGAGCCACAACUGGCGAGAAGAGGAUAUAUGGUCAAGCUGGCGGCACAUCGUAUCACAGCGAAGAGUGUACGGUCAAAGAUCCCGGUUAGAGAACGCUUCGUGGCGCACAUGGGCGAAGUCCAAGUACAAGCUUCGGACUGUGUCGCCGGAGACCCUGAACUGGCUGAAAGAGUCGGACGUCACGUGGCUUUAUGGGCCGCUGAAGCCUGCAACUUCACAUCCCAUCACCGCACAUCUAUCCGAGCCGAUGUCGCAGAUCUCGAAGAGCAACUCGUUCGUCCACAAGAAGCCCAUCUUGAAGAAGCGGAGCAUGUCUGAAGUGAUGCUGCAGAAGAGUCUAUCCGCUUCUUCGCUAGUGAAGCAGGCUGCAGCUGCCGUGCAAGCUCAGCAGGGUAAGCACUCCCGCAAAGCUUCCUUUCACCGCACUCAGUCGGACUUCUCGACCAGCACCGCACCUUCGGAAACACCGAGUCGAGAUCAGUUGGACUACUUCACUAGCCGGAGUAGUAGCUCUAACUGCACGCCAUGUGAGUGCCACGAGAAACGGCACAUCCGCUUCGAUGACAAAGUGGAGCAGUGCAUCGCGGUUGAGUGCAAAGAGGAUCUCGAGGACGACCUUGAAAGCGAGAUUGAAGAUGGCCCGCGUCCAGGCUCUCCCGAAUCUGGUAGUGACGAUGGUGUGAUCAUGAUGCGGCGCAAGGCAAAACCAGGCAACAGGAACAACAGCAAAACUAGCAGGAGUAGUUCGGUUAGUCGGAAGACGAUCGAGACACUACCCGCCACAACGUUGAAAUAUCGGACCGACAGCCCCGACGUGAGCGAGGCACAACAACAUCACGUUUUUGGGCGAGCUUGGGGCAGCAGUCGACUUUCACCGUCUCCAUCACAAGAGACGUUGCGUCCGAGCCAUCCAUCUGCAAACUUCCUGCUCCCAGAGGAAAAAGAGGCUGAGGCCGAGAACAGCUCGUCUUGGUCUUUCGGAGCCAGCAAUCCGAGAUCUUCACUGGGUGCUUCAGCUUCUACACCUGCACCAGAACCUAGUGAGAGCAACCUCAGGCGGACGGGUAGUGGCAUGCUAAUGCCGUACGAUGAUGAGGAAGAGGAAGUGAUGGCGGUUGGCCUGUUUGGCAGGGUUAGCGAGACCAUCAACACCGCCAGAGACAUUGCCCACGUCAUUUGGAAUGUUGGCUGGAGAAAAUGAAGGGAUCGAUCUUGUCGGGUGUCUAUCAGGCUUCGAUAAACGUCGAUCAAGAUCAUCGUUCGGGAACGCAGACUCUCGGUUGCGAAGCCCGACCAUAUAACAUUAGACGCUGCUGCGUUCAAACGAAAAUGAUCGGUGGGUGGACAACUGCCUGUGGAGGAUCAAAGGGGCUACACAAUAUCUCUUAGGCGAGCACAGAAGCCUUGGUAGGCACAAGCACGGCAUGGCUUGCAGCCUUCCUUAUCGUUAUCAUCGUUUGACUGCAUGGCGCUGGCGGAAUAGACAAGGGACUCUGUAUCCAUGGCUGGCGGCACUCGUGCGUCUAAUAGCCGCCAGGCUAUCUUCGGACUUGUACAUAGAAUCAUAGUAUUAAGCUAGUCAGCUCGCUCUCGUCCCAGCUGCCGCGGUCGAAUAACCUAUCACCGGG
Messenger RNA from Baudoinia panamericana UAMH 10762, 2083 nucleotides. RefSeq lists its product as uncharacterized. Gene Ontology annotation, biological process: cellular response to glucose starvation; protein catabolic process in the vacuole. Lineage: Eukaryota; Fungi; Ascomycota; Dothideomycetes; Mycosphaerellales; Teratosphaeriaceae. The record is from RefSeq and is a predicted model, not a curated record. The transcript is spliced from 2 exons. The coding region runs from base 1 to 1656 and encodes 551 amino acids.